This is a messenger RNA of Vanessa tameamea, 2554 nucleotides long. RefSeq lists its product as uncharacterized. Bases 328 to 1593 code for a protein of 421 amino acids. Gene Ontology annotation, biological process: box C/D snoRNP assembly; rRNA processing. Gene Ontology annotation, cellular component: ribonucleoprotein complex; cytoplasm; R2TP complex. Lineage: Eukaryota; Metazoa; Arthropoda; Insecta; Lepidoptera; Nymphalidae. The transcript is spliced from 4 exons. The record is from RefSeq and is a predicted model, not a curated record.
AGUAGAUUAAAAAAAGAAAUAGUUAUCCGCCUUUUGACAUUUUUCUCUUGUAAGGAAGUUUUAUUUUCAUUUCUAUUUACAGAUUUAUGGUUUUAAUAAAAAUAUUUAUGAAGAAACGAAAAAUAAAUAAACGCAUUGAGAGAUAAACGAUUGUUUUAAAAACUAAAUCGUGUUUCAAUUCAUCGUGCAAGGGUUCAAUAAACUUGUAAGUCAGAUCGGUAGUGAGGCCUUUUAGAAAUGUCAUUAUUGGUUAUUGAUAUUUAUAGCGAAUGUUUAGUGUAUUUUAGCUAAGUUUCUCAGUUGUUAUUAGUGUUUAAAUAUACUGAUAUGGAUAACCAAAACCCCCAAGAGAGGACUGUUCCAAUACAAUACGUUCGUGGAUCAAGAGCUUUUCGUCAGUUUAAGAAUCCGCCCCAGCCUCAUAUGUGCAUUCAAGACACAAUAAAGGAUACAACAGAGAAACUUUACAUAAACGUACUGGGAUGGCAGAAAAUCGCUAACCCCAAACAAUAUUCGGAUCCAAUACCCUUAUAUGGUGGGAUGCAGGUACAUCAAGGCUGCGGGCCUAACAGUAAUCGACCUCCAUUGCUAGUAUUUGCAGUAAUGGUUAACCCUGAUAUAUUGAAAGCUAAUGGCAAAAAUGCUUCCAACCCAACGGAUAGGGAAGCUUUGGUCAGUCUGUUAUGUGACUUUGUGGAGGCUAUGAACCCUGGGCUGGUGCUAAUGAGGAAUCCUGUUAUAUUAAAAGAUAGAGAUUUGGCUGGGGAGCUGAAAGAUGUGUGGCUGGCUGUACAAAACAAAAGGGAAAGAGAAAAAGGCUUAAAUCAAGAUGUUAUGUAUAAGGUUUAUGAUAUUGAUGGUAUUGGAAAUGAGGAUGUCAAUGAAGACGAUCAAACGAAUGGCAGAAACUGUAAACCAUACGACAAUGGAACUAUGAACCGAACACAGAACUGUGAGAAGAAGAACACAGUGAAAUCAUCUAAGCAGAUACUCAAAAAUGCCGGUCAGAAGUCUGAAUUUGAUUCAGGAAUGAACAACUGUCAAUUGAAUCAAAAUCAUUUGAACAGAGACAAUAGAAGUGGGAACACAGAUGCGGACACAACUUACUGUACACCUGUGUAUGGACAGAUAGUGUCGAGUAGAGAAAAUCACAACCAAAUCAAUGACAUACAACAGAAGUUCUCAACGAAUGAAAUGACAAAACCAUCUAGUUCAUUUAAAAAAGAUUGGCAAUCUCCACCAGGAAAACCUUCACAAGGUUGGGAUGAAUUUUCAAAACGCAUUCUAUCAAUAAAACCAAAUGACGGUGAAAUUAAAAAGCAAAAAUCUAAGACAGAAAAGAUAAACAGACCAGUGAGCAAUGGCAAGUCCCAUUUAGAUUUUUUCCCAGUGUUUGACAAUAAAACUACUGUAAGCGAUGAGCCCCAGACGCCGACAGAUGCUACAGGUAAAAGUUUAGUAAAGGAACAAGCAAUAGAAAAUGAAGACAAUUCUAAAAUAAUUAUAGACCCAAUGCAGAAGCUAGUUCUGCAUUCGACUGAUAACAAAUUAUGUGAUAAUAAGACAAGUGCUCUCAGCUCAUUUAGCUCAUAAUUUCAUAGCUUUUACAGAAAACUUUUGUAUGGCGAUAUGUAUUGGCUUAAAUGUUGUUUACGAGACAUGUAUUUAAAAAUAGGAUGAACAAGGUGGCUAGUCAGUACACGGAUAGAACAAAAUAGUGAUUCAGAUUUAUUAUUUUAUUAUGUGGAAUGUAUCAAUAGUUUGCAUGUGUUAGGAUGGAUACUUUUAAUCAUAAAAUCGACCAAUUUAAAUUAAUUUUUCAAUCUCAUUCUGAUCCUGAUGUCUCGUGAUGAUGAGUGUAUUGUUGUGUGGAGUAGGAACCGAAGUGCGACAUAUAUUGCAAUAUCUGCAUCUCUGUUGGCCGUUUUUUCUGGUUAUAGGCACUGAGAUGAGGAUAUUGUAAGGUUAAGGAUAUUUUUUGCAUGCAGUGUGAUUGCUAAAGACAAUGGUUGUGUAUUUUUCUUAGUGUUUUAUAAAAUGGUGGCCAAAUCCACGAUUUCUAAGCACUCCUUUUUAUAUAGUAACCGAGUGAUUUUGUAUAUUGCUGUAUAUUUUUCAUUGUUGCCAAUUUUAUAAUGAAAUAUCAAAAUUCGAAUAUUAAAUUUAUUGCUCAUUAAAUUAAACUUCGAGAAAGAAUUAUUUAAAAUUAUCGAAACUGACAAUCAAUGUAAUUAUUUGCAUUUAAGAGUUUUCGCUUAUUACUAAAUAUGAUCUCUUAAUAAUUAUAAGAAAUUGUUAUAAAGUUAGUCAUUCUAUGUGAAUGUUGCCCACGAGUAUCCAACACUGCCAUGUGACGCUUCAUUCUCCCCUUUCCACUUGUAUCCAGAUACAUUACUUUGUCUCCACUCUUUGAACUUUAUAAAUAGUAUUAUUACAUGUUUGUUAUAUAGAUUAUAGAGAUAGUUUACACAGAUAUAAUAUGUACUAAGUUUUUAUAUUAUGUGCAAUUUUAUAACUCAUCUUUUUAUUUUUAAUCAAUUGCGUGAGUGUCCGA